Eruca vesicaria subsp. sativa (arugula) is the source of this 219-nucleotide messenger RNA. The record is from the annotation of a GenBank genome assembly. Lineage: Eukaryota; Viridiplantae; Streptophyta; Magnoliopsida; Brassicales; Brassicaceae.
AUGGAGGAGGUGCUGGCGUCUGUUGCUGAGACGAUAAAGAACUUUGCUAUGAUCUAUCUGGUGGACAUAACUGAGGUUCCAGAUUUUAACACCAUGUACGAGCUUUAUGAUCCUUCAACGGUCAUGUUCUUCUUUAGGAACAAGCAUAUUAUGAUCGAUUUUGGAACUGGUAACAACAACAAAAUCAAUAGGGCUAAAGGACAAGGAGGAGUUCAUUGA